Messenger RNA from Nerophis lumbriciformis (worm pipefish), 2022 nucleotides. NCBI's taxonomy places the organism in Eukaryota, Metazoa, Chordata, Actinopteri, Syngnathiformes, Syngnathidae. The record is from RefSeq and is a predicted model, not a curated record.
AUGGGGAUAAGACACCUCCUGUUACUUCUGAUUUAUCUGGAUCCGUUGAGCGUGCUGAGUGCAGCCACGGGGGGUAAAAAACCCAAGCAGACGACCAGGAAGGCUCCCAAAGCCACAGCCGCGCCGACGGUCGUAACGCUGCCGAAGACGCCGCAGCCAGCGCCGGCCAGCAACCACGACACCUGCCUGGGUUAUUACGACGUCAGCGGGCAAUAUGACAAAAUGUUCGAAUGUAACAACACGGCUCACCGCUAUUGUUGCGGGACGUGCUACUUGCGCUUUUGCUGCGAGUAUAAGAAAGACAGACUGGAUCAAAAAGCGUGCAAGAACUACCAAUCCCCGCAGUGGGUGGAGACGGCUGCCCCGUCCCCGGUACCGACGGGGGUGACUUUUGACGGUAUGGACCAGACCAAUACGGCGGUCUAUAUCACCUGUGGGAUCAUAGCCUUCAUCAUAGUAAUGGGAGUGUCGGCCAAAGUUGCUUAUGAUAAAGCCACAGAACCACCACAAGAGAUGAAUAUACACAGGGCUCUUGCUGACAUCCUAAGGCAACAGGGGCCCAUUCCCAUUUCUCAAUAUGACUGCGAAAACUUUGCAGCGAUGAACGGCUCGUCCAAAGAUAACACACCAGUCAGAACCUCAUCCAAGAACCACUACACUCCUGUUCACAGCUCCAAAUCCAACCACGGUCACUAUGGGAAGGAGAGUGCGCGGAGCAGCGGGGGUGCGGACCUACACAACUUCAUCUCUUCUGGCUUUGUGACGUUGGGGCGAGGUCCUCAGAAAGGAGAAAAACAUUGGCCGGUCCGCUCCCAGAGUCACCAUGGUACCCAUCAGCACAACUAUAACCAUGUGGCUCUAGGUAGCCCCAUUCGCACACCUAAGAAUGCCCACCGAUCAUUGAGGCGUGAAAACAAUCGGAUAAGUGGCAUCCUGACCUCGCAGACGGAGCCCUACGACCUGUCUUUUUCACGCUCCUUCCAGAGUCUGUCCCACCUGCCGCCCUCCUACGAGGCGGCCAUCAAAGCCGACCUCAACCGCUUCUCGUCCCUGAAGAAACUGACGGAUAAAGAAGUUGAGGACUACUACACUCGCAAGCGCCACCUGCCUGACCUGGCAGCUCGAGGCACUCUACCCUUGCAUGUUCUCAAAAUCAAUCAAGACCAGCAUCGGGAAAAACAACAGCUUCAGAGUCAGGUUCCGCAGUCGUCCAUCUUACAAGCGACUCCCCAGUCACAGUCCUCUCAACAGCAGUCCCAGCAAAGACAGAGACCCCGUCGUGUCCAGAGAGCCAUGUCCCAGGACCGGGUCCUUUCCCCGCAUAGAGCCCCGCAACAGGAUUACAACACAUCCUCAAACGGUAUGUCCCCAUACGGAGGCCGAAUUCUCUCCGACGAACAGUUGCUGUCCGCCGAACGGCUUCGAUCCCAGGAGAGACUCCUUCCCCAGGACCGCCAUACUUCCCAAGAUCGCCUGUACACCAAAGACCGCAUGCACUCAAAGGACCGACUUCUCUCGCAAGAUCUCUUCUACUCUAAAGACCGCCACUACUCUCAAGAACGACUCUACUCACAAGAUCGCCUGUACUCACAAGACCGCCUUCUAUCCCAAGAUCCUCUGCUCUCGCCGGACAAGCUGAUGAUGUCGCUGAAGCGCGGCAUGGUCAGCAGCAUCUCCGGUGGGUUUUACGGAAGCGACAAGUCUAUGUCGCGCGCCAUCUCCCACACAGACGUCUUCAUACCCACUACGCCUCUUAUGGAUCGCUACAAGAUGACCAAAAUGCACUCCCAUCCCAGUGCCUCUAACAACAGCGGUGGCGGAGGCAGCGCCGCCACUCAAGGAGCGGCGGCUGCCCAGCACUCAAACACGUUAGCAAUGAACCAGACUGUAUCCAAGCGGCAGGCAUUUGCUGCCAGACGGACUCACACUGUGGAGCAGCUCCACUAUGCCCCGCAGCAUCACCAGCAGCAACAACAUCCACAGCACUACCGCACAGGAAGCAAGACUGAGGUGACUGUGUAA